Bombus huntii is the source of this 621-nucleotide messenger RNA. RefSeq names its product adrenodoxin-like protein 2, mitochondrial. Gene Ontology annotation, biological process: P450-containing electron transport chain; positive regulation of oxidoreductase activity. NCBI's taxonomy places the organism in Eukaryota, Metazoa, Arthropoda, Insecta, Hymenoptera, Apidae. The record is from RefSeq and is a predicted model, not a curated record. Gene Ontology annotation, molecular function: 2 iron, 2 sulfur cluster binding. Gene Ontology annotation, cellular component: mitochondrion. The transcript has 3 exons. Bases 92 to 379 code for a protein of 95 amino acids.
AUCUUUCAUAAAUAUUAUUUUCAGAGUAGAUAUAACGUUUGUUAAAGCAAGUGGAGAGAGAAUCAAAGCAAAAGGGAAAGUUGGAGAUACUAUGUUAGACAUAGUAGUAAAUAAUGAAAUUGAUUUAGAUGGAUAUGGUGCUUGUGAAGGAACAUUAACUUGUAGUACGUGCCAUUUAAUAUUUUCGAAAGAAGUUUAUGAUGCACUUCCUGACAAACCAACAGAUGAAGAAUUAGACAUGUUGGAUUUAGCAUAUGAAUUAACAGAUACGUUAGUUCAUAAUAAUCAGUCACGGCUAGGCUGUCAAAUAGUAAUGUCUAAGGAACUAGAUGGAAUUGAGGUAAGAGUUCCAUCAACAAUUAAUGAUGCAAGAGCAUAACUGAAAUUAUCUAUAGGUUUUUGAAAAUUUGUAUACAAUGUUAUACAUCUCUUGUUAAAAAACCCUUGUUAUAAUUAUUAAAAUAUUGGUAUUAAAAAAAUAUAAUAAAGAAUCUUGUGUUUAAAUGUGAAGCUUAUAUAUAUACAUAUGUUAUAGUAUAAUUGCAAUUUUGAUAUUUGUACAUUGCCAUUGUAAAAAGCCUAUCCAAUUAUGAAGAAAAUAUAUCUUUUAUUUUUAAUAUA